AGAUCUGUUGCCCAUUUUUAUUUAUUUAUUUAUACAACCGUUGCAAAAAUAUGAAAACCGAAAAAACUUAAAAAGAGAGAGUAAAAAGAGGAAAGCCCACCGUCCACCAGCGAGCCAGCACUGUGAGAGCAAAUUAGCAGUGAGCACCACCAAUUACCGGUGAGCUUCUGUGUGUCUCUAAUUUUGGCUGAAUUUAUUCGAAGGAGUUUAUUCAGAACUUCAGAAGCUGAUCAAUUAGAUCCGGAACAUAACGAGUGGAUCGACGGUUGCUGUUGAUUUAAGGAGUAAAUAGAUCCAAAUCUAAGAAGAUGAAUUUAUUCAGAUUGGCUGGGGACAUGACCCACCUGGCCAGCGUCCUCGUCUUGCUACUCAAGAUCCACACCAUCAAAUCUUGUGCUGGUAUUUCGUUGAAGACCCAAGAACUCUAUGCCAUUGUUUUUGCAACUCGCUACUUAGACAUCUUUACAGAUUUUAUAUCUUUGUACAAUACUUUUAUGAAAUUGAUAUUCUUGGCAAGCUCGUUUUCAAUUGUUUGGUACAUGAGGAGCCACAAGAUCGUUCGUAGGUCCUAUGAUAAAGAACAUGACACUUUCCGCCAUGUUUUCCUUGUACUGCCAUGCCUUCUCUUGGCCCUGGUUAUCAAUGAGAAAUUUACAUUCAAGGAGGUUAUGUGGACAUUUUCUCUAUACUUAGAAGCUGUUGCCAUACUUCCUCAGCUUGUGUUGUUACAGAGGACCAAAAAUAUUGACAAUUUGACUGGGCAAUAUGUGUUUCUUCUUGGUGCAUACCGAGCAUUAUACAUUAUCAACUGGAUUUACCGCUACUUCACUGAGCCACAUUUUGUUCAUUGGAUAACUUGGAUUUCUGGACUUGUUCAAACAUUGCUUUAUGGCGACUUUUUCUAUUACUAUUUCCUCAGCUGGAAAAACAACAAAAAGCUUCAGUUGCCUGGUUGAGUUCAACUUAGGGUAGUCGUGCAUGGCUAAGGAAAUGCGGAGGAUGAAUUCCAUAUAACACAAGGGAUACGUCUAUUUUUGGACUGACUACAGCAGCACGGGCUGUGUUAUUUAUCGUAUAUCGUUUUGUUCUCAUCCCCUCUUUUUGCCUGUUUCACAUACUUUCCCUAAGCAACAACUGCUAUCAGCUAAUUAGGUGUGUAUACAACCCAAAAUGUGAAAUUGUCGACUCAUGGAAUUUUCAAUAACAAUUAUUAUAUGCCAUUGUGUUGAAUAUUCUUAACCUCAA
This is a messenger RNA of Ziziphus jujuba (common jujube), 1245 nucleotides long. RefSeq names its product ER lumen protein-retaining receptor. The transcript is spliced from 6 exons. Gene Ontology annotation, cellular component: membrane; cis-Golgi network; endoplasmic reticulum. Gene Ontology annotation, molecular function: ER lumen protein retrieval receptor activity. Gene Ontology annotation, biological process: protein retention in ER lumen; endoplasmic reticulum to Golgi vesicle-mediated transport. Lineage: Eukaryota; Viridiplantae; Streptophyta; Magnoliopsida; Rosales; Rhamnaceae. The record is from RefSeq and is a predicted model, not a curated record. Bases 309 to 956 code for a protein of 215 amino acids.